AUGGCAGGAACCACCACCACCACCACCAACACGGCCACGGGCAACACCAACCCAACCGCCAACCUCCCUCCACUCCUCGACCUGACCAUCGACAAUAUCACGCCCAACACAAUCCGGAUCAACUCGCAGGCGUCCGAUGCGCGGCUCAAGUACCUGAUGGCGCGGCUGGUGACACACCUGCACGAUUUUGCGCGUGAGACCCGGCUGAGCUCGGACGAGUGGAUGGCCGCUCUUCAGUUUCUGAUCAGCUGCGGCAAGAUAUGUAGCGAUGUGAGGAAUGAAUUCAUCCUCCUCUCCGACGUCCUCGGCCUCUCCCUCCUCGUCGACAACAUCAACCACCCCACACUUCCCGGUGGCACUGAGGGAUCCGUUCUUGGCCCCUUCCACACGCACGACGCUCCCGUUCUCCCCAACGGCAGCAGCAUGACUUCGGACCCCGAGGGCGAGCCGAUGCUGGCGCUUUGCACCGUCAAGGAUCUCAAGGGAAACGCGCUCCCCGGCGUGACCAUUGACAUCUGGGAGACGGACAGCUCGGGCCACUACGAUGUGCAGCAUGCCGACCGGGACGCGCCUAGCGAGCGGUGUAUCAUGAGAAGCGAUGACGAGGGCAGGUUUUGGUUCAAGGGUAUCAAGCCCGUCAGCUACCCGAUCCCCCACGACGGGCCGGUGGGCAAGUUGCUCGAGAGGCUAAAUCGUCACCCCUGGAGGCCGGCGCAUGUGCAUUUCAAGUUUGAAAAGGAUGGGUGGGAUCCGCUUGUAACCGCUCUAUACUUGAAGGGAGACCCUUAUGAAUCAUCAGACGCUGUCUUUGGCGUCAAGAAGAGCUUGGUGGUCGAACUAGGGAAGGUGGAUAAGGCCACGGCAGAAGCAUACGGUGUGAAGGAGGGGAGCUGGCUCUUGAAGCACGACUUUGUGCUGUCCACCCAGAAGGAGACGGAGGAACUAAGAGACCGGCUAGCUGUCCAAGAGCUGGAAAAGCUGGGCUUGAAUAUGAAGCUGGUAGACCACCUGCCUGUCCCCGAGCUUGACUAG
This is a messenger RNA of Neurospora hispaniola, 1032 nucleotides long. RefSeq names its product putative hydroxyquinol-1, 2-dioxygenase. The transcript is spliced from 3 exons. The record is from RefSeq and is a predicted model, not a curated record. NCBI's taxonomy places the organism in Eukaryota, Fungi, Ascomycota, Sordariomycetes, Sordariales, Sordariaceae. The coding region runs from base 1 to 1032 and encodes 343 amino acids. Gene Ontology annotation, molecular function: catechol 1,2-dioxygenase activity; ferric iron binding. Gene Ontology annotation, biological process: catechol-containing compound metabolic process.